Molecule: messenger RNA, 553 nt
Organism: Macroventuria anomochaeta
Lineage: Eukaryota; Fungi; Ascomycota; Dothideomycetes; Pleosporales; Didymellaceae
Exons: 2
Coding region: 135-551 (138 amino acids)
Source: RefSeq, a predicted model, not a curated record
ACCGCAACCCACAAGCACACCAACAAAACAAACAAACCUCAAUCCUUGCCCGGUUCCGAUUCACAUGACAUUAUCCGAAGUCUCGUGACCCCACCCCCUACACACAACAAUCACAUUCACACAGUUGGCCUACAAUGGACCACACGCGCGCCGUCCGACCACCCCCCGGCGCCCGUCGCAACCUCUUCCAUCCCACACGACGCCAGAACCCAACCGCCGUACGUCCUGACACAGCUACAGUAUUCCAGCAGCCCAUGGAAGACGAGCUGGUCGAGCGGGCGCCAAACGGCGAGUAUGCGCUGUAUGCGCCGCAGACGGUGUACAAGCACAUGGCGCUAGGGCUGGGUAAUGGGAGGGAAAGUGAUGAAGAGACUGAGCAGGAAAACCAGAUGAUCGAGCUCUACGGGCAGCAGAACGCGCAUUGGGAUAAGGAGGCUGUGAAGGCUGAGGUCAAGACUGCGUUGAAGUCGAGCUUGGCGAAAAAGGUGGCGCGCUUGGAGGAUGACAAGUGGAUGUUUGAGGGGGAUGGGGAUGCGCUGGGGAAGAAGUAGGG